AUAAGAUUGUUUUGGAAUGUCCAAUUUUAGCUCUUUCAAACCAUACCCCACUUGACCUUGUUACUAAACUUCGAAAUUUUGCCCCCUCUUCAUAUUGAGCAUUUUCCAUAGUUAUAUAAAAAAAAAACUUUCAAUGUGUCUGGGUUAGCAUUGUUCAUAACUAUUCCAAAUUUCAAAUCGAUAGUUUAAGUUGUUCUUGAGAUAUUUGGCGAUGUGACAGACAGACAGACGGACGGACAGAAUCUUUCCAUAAGGGUUCCUUUUGUACCUUUUUGGUACGGAACCCCAAAAAUCAAAGAUCACGAAGCAUUGAGAAAAUUCUCUUGAAGUUGGUUUGUAAUAAACAAAAUAGCAAUAAAUGAUCAUAGGUUGUUAACCGACGUAGGUCGUCACUGUUAUCUUGACUGAUCUUGUACCUAAAUGAUUAAUUUGCAAUCAUUAUAGGCGGAGUGCUUGUUAGAAUGAUUAUGACACUUAAAAAAAAUACUUCAACGAAUUCCUAAAACAUCAACUGCACUUACCUCACGUAUGUUAACAAAAGUUUAGCGACUGUUGUGGUUGAAAUUGUGCGAGAUAACACGUUCCGAUAUGGGGCAGCGUGGACUUUUUGUGGGUAUAAGUUUUUAUUAGCGUCUGAAGUCCCGUGUGCGGAGGGUAGCAGGCAACAGGAGGGAGGGCCGGGUGGGCGUGUGGGGCUGCGGACUCAGUCGGCACCGAGCCUCGAGUCGCGCACGCCGGCAGCACGCCGCACCCGCGCUCCGCUACUCGCAAAACUUUCACGAACUUUUCCAACAAGAAAAACUGCGCAGUGCUCUGAACAAAAUUGGAUGCAAAUUAGUUACCAGCCAUCUGUGUGGUGUGUGUUUGUAGCAGGACAGUUCUAUUUGGAAUGAUGGAGUCUAAUUGAAGCAGAAUGGUUUUAGCACCAUGAGGCCGCGUGGCGAGCUCGGAUUCCAGGCCUCGGUUUGAGGAUGUGCCUGAGUGGAGCAACUAGCAGGAUGGCCGCACAGGCGAGCUCACGCGUUUUCUUGCUGGCGCUUAUGUUGCUCUGUCGAGAGGGCGUAUCGAGCCUAGAGCUGCUGGAGCUGCGCGUGCCGGCGCACGUGCCGCUGGGUACACGCCCGUCGCUGUCCUGCCGCUGGCAGCUCGGGCCCACCGACGUGCUGUAUUCCGUCAAGUGGUACAAGGACGGCAAGGAGUUCUUCCGACACGUGCCCAAGGACACAGAGCCGCGCAGAAAGUUCCCGCUGCCCGGCGUCGAUGUUGAGAGAUCGAGUACAAAUGGGGCAAACGUGACGCUCUUCCCGGCGAUCCUGGAGACAGGCGGGCGUUACCGCUGCGAGGUGUCCGGUGAGCGGCCGCUGUUCCCAACGGUGUCCGACCACUCGGACAUGACCGUCGUAGCUCUUCCGAACCACGGGCCCACAAUCACAGGGUCCAAGCUUCGGUAUCAGAUCGGCGACCGAGUGCAGGUGAACUGCACGUCGGGUCGGUCGCGGCCGGCGACGCGGCUGGCGUGGUACGUGAACGGCGAGCCCGCGCCGCCCGCCGCGCUGCAGCCGCCGGUGCACGAGACGCACCCCGACGGGCUCGAGACCACUAGCCUCGAGCUCGACUUCAAGGUCAAGCCAAAGCACUUCAGAAGGGGGGAUUUGAAACUUAAGUGUCUCGCAACGAUAGCAACAGUGUACUGGCGCAGCAACGAAGAGAGCGUGCAGGGCGAGCGCAUGAAGGGGUAUGCGCGUUCGCGCGAGCUCAGCGAGGGCGCGUCGCGCGCCGACCGCGUGCAGGCGGCGGGCAAGCCCGGCGCGGCGCCGCGCGCGCUGCCCGCGCUGCCCCUGCCCGCCCUGCUGCCUGCGCUCGCGCUGCUACUCACGCGCGCCGCCGCCAACCCCAUUAUACGAUUAAACACUUAAAAGACUCGAAACGACAACGCAGACACUUCCUAUGUGUUCGGAUUUUUAAUGGUGCAAAAAACGAUCAUUCUGAUUAGAUAAACUAAUUAUUGUAAAAUACGCUUGAUUCUGUGUAGCUGAGUAAAGUUAUAUAUAAACACUAACGCGUGAGAUAUGUGCCAUUGUCGAAGUAAUUAUUAUUACCUUGUUAUUUUAUCAUUAUCACCUCCAAUUCCAAAGAUUAUUAUUUUACCAAUAUUUUGUCUAACCAAAGUAGAGGCAUUUUGUAAUUAACAUAUCAAAAUCUCUUACGUAUACAUUUGCGUCAUUAAGGGUAAUCUAUACGUAUCGAUACGUCAGUAAGUAAUAACGUAGAAGUUAUUUGUGAUUCCAAUUACGAGUAUGAGCUAUUACGUGACAUAUCAUUCAAAUCAGAUUUCAAUAUAUGUAGUACUGCAACAUUGCUUAAAAUCAGUCAACAUUAUUUCCAAAGAUGUUGUGAUGUACAGAUUUACGUGGGCGGUUAAAUUGGUGUAAAGUUAUUUUUAGGUCACUUGCAAAUAUAAAUCAUCUUAUCAAUGUUUGAAGUUCGUUUGACUGUCAUAGGUAACUUAAAAAGCUACCUGUCAGUACUUUUUUGGAUGUGCUACAAAGUUUGAUGGGCUUCCAGUUCGAGCGCCAUCUUGAUAGUCACGUCUCGUGAUUAAUUCCUUUGUGUUUUGCGCAUUAAUAUUGUUUAAAGUGUAAUGGCGUAUUAUACAGUUAACUAAUGUGGUAGUGUGCAGUGAAGAUUCUCCAUUCACAAUGCAUGUGUGAGUGAAACGCGUUUAACCACCAUUUUGGAAUCACCGGCCGGUAGUCCACGUGCUACUUGUAAAGUCCAGGUAUCGCUUUACAAGAGCUAAUGAAAUCACCGUAUACUGUCUUGUACUAACCGUACAAUUUUAGUCCUAUUUAAGGCUCCUAAUACCUUGAUACUAGCGAAAUAGUCCCACUGGACUGAAGCCAUAAUUUUAAAAGAAUGAAUGAAUUAAUAAAAUUUGAUGAAAUGUACGGGUACAAAUUAAUUAAAUAAACGGAUCACCGAACACUGCGUUCGUAUAGGAUUAAUACAAUUUUACUGUUAUAACAGAUUUAUAAUAUUAUUUAGUUGCGUUUGAUUAGUUACUGAUGCGCGGAUUUACCUUUGUUUACUUACCCCUACUAUGAAAAUGUAGACUUAUUUAACCACCUUUUUCAGCGAAUGGCCAUUUCUCGAACGGCAUGUUAUUAGUCCAUGUUAAGUGUCGCUGACUUAGUACUCUAGUGUGCUGCAAUGGAAACCCGUACGAUUUGAGAGUUCCAAAUUCAAAAAUAAAGCAAAAUUGGUGAUCUCAACAGGAUCAACAAUUUUACGCACUAUGGCCAAAAUUAAUUUACAAAUAUAUAUUCCCGUUUACAGUAUUUUCCUUACUGAGCGAAAUACGCAGCACCAUGACGCACUCCGUAGUAUUAACGAAAUAUUAACAAUAUUCAUAUUUAUUCUUUGCUGUCGCGUACAUCAGGUUACAUAGAAAUACAGAAGUCGCGUGCGUCGUGUCGUUUUUGAUGCUUAAUUAACGGGUCAGAAGAAAAUUCACUUUCAUAUUCUCUUCGGGCCUUUCCUCCUAUCUUUGUGCAAUAAAUACAUAAUGUAACUUAUUUAGUUAUUUAAAAAUCGUUCGUCGAUUAUGAAAUAAUUCAAAUAUGCAUCAUUUUAAUCGAUCACAUUAGACUGUUGUAGGUAAAUUCUGUCUAUAUUUUAGAUACUAUUGAAACGUGUUUACUGUAUAUAUUGCUUAAAGUAAUUGUACGAGUAUGUCAUAUAAAAUUAGCUAGGUGCCCCUUAUCUAAGGAUAUUGGUUGCUGAAUUAAUAAGGUGUCGAUCGAGGUGCCUACUUAUGUGAGAAACUGACAACUGUUUUUGCCAUUCGGAUGAAACAUGUAAUUGGAACCACACAUUGUUUAGGUUUGGCCAGGGAUAUUCCCGGAAAGCGUUUUAUGUUACUGGCAAUAUUGCUAGUGAAAUAAAACCACUAAAUACUGAAAGGAAACAUAUGUGCGUUAGCAGACGACUAAUUGCAAUUAUCGUUCCUCAUAUCCUAAAUAUCAUUGGGUGGAUAGAGUAGAGGCAGAUCUCAGGUAGAGUGAGCUCGGCGUCUGCGUAAGCUGGAGCGAGUCCGCUCUGGGCGGCUACCGGGAAAAUCGAAAUUCGUCAAUUGCAGGCAUUUUUCUCUGUCAUUCUCAUUACGUGUUAGAGAGAGUAAAAGAGAAAGAUCCGCGCAAUUUCCGAAUUUCGGUUUUCGCGGUAGGUCCCCUGGACCGAACAAAGUGACGUGCUCUUGUGUUGGUGGUCAAGACUCAUUUUGGGUCAUCGCGCCAGCCAAGUAAGUAAUUGCAAUUAAAUCGGCAGUCAAUUCCAAAAUUUCGCAAUAUUGUCAAUUUCCUAAUGUACUCAGUAAACAUCAGUAGGUAUCUAAUUAUUUUUUUCAGCGCUAAUUCGGCAAAGUCGUUUCAUUUGACAACUAAUACCUUGGGAGCGUUUAAUAAAAGCUUGUAUUACAAGUGAAGUCUAUUUGUAACUCUUAGGUAUUAGAAAGAAUGUUCCGCUUGUGUUACAAGUUAGUUUCAAGCUUUUUUGAAAAUCUCUUCUCUUCUUCUUCAUGAAAUAUUAACGGAAUGGUGGCCGCUUUCAGAUGAAAGAAGCCCCUGGCGUCCGUUGGCUCGUUGGGUGAACGUCAUUCGGAAGAUUGUGGGUCACUUCUGUUCUGGAUGAGAUUAGUUCAGGACCGGGAUAAGUGGCGUAAUAGAAGAGAGGCCUAUGCUCAGCAGUGGGCGAUAAAAGGCUGAUGUGAUGAUGAUGAUGAUGAUGAUGUUCUUGAAAGUACCGUCUGGUCAACCGGAAUAAAAUACUGUCAAAGAAUUUAACUUCGGUUGACCUAUUUCUUGCCUUUUCACGUUGACAAGCAAUAUGAAAGUCGCUAGGUACUAAUGUACAAUCAAAUUAACCUUUCGUAUACGCCUGUCAAAAAUUUGCCAUGACAUUUUUUUAUUUUAUUUUUUAUUAAAUACAGCAACUAUCUUUACAGGUAAACCCUGAGACAAUAGCGCCUUAAAUUAAGUAAUUCUUAUUACCACUUAACUAAAUAAUUAAAUAAAAUAUAUACCUAUUACAAUCCCACAAUACACAAUAAUGUCAAUUUAGAUUUCAAUAUUACAUUACACAAUAAUUUCAAAUUAAUUUUAAAUCCAUUACAUUAUAUAACAAUAACACAAUACAUAUAAACACGUUUUUGACAAUUGCCACAUCGGGCAAUAAAAAAGAUCUGUCUUGUCGGCAACGAGAUUCAGAAUGUGUAUAGUACGGCUGAGAGGUGCCUUACGGAGCAGAUUCGUCCUCUUCGCGACAUCUUCAUGUUUAAGUUGAAUUUGGUUGAAUAUAUAUGGAGCAGAUCUACUUCUAAGCAUACCAAAGGUUAAAUUCCUUUAUUAUACCGUACUUUUCAGCCUACCUUAUUAAAAUAUCGUGUGAGCGUGAAAUAAAAUAAAAUUGUAAAAAUAUAUGUUGUUGACAAAAUGAUGUUAUAGUGUCUACAUGAUAUUACGUUGGCGAUGCAAAAUAAAUUAUGUGUGGUUUAUUAGGUUAUAUUUUAAAACUGGUCACUAACGUUCCAUAAGUUGAAUAGUAAAGGAAAGCGGCUACGAACAGAGAACCCGCCGAGCGGGUUCCCGGUAUUCAAUAUGCUAAACAACGAAAACACUGUAUUCACACAUUCAUCGCUGAGCUACGGUCGUAGCGCUAACGUCGUAGCCGAUAACAUAGGUUUCCCGGUAUGUAGAGGUAAUGCUUCGUAGAGACAAAACGACAACGUGUCGUGUCGUGAGCGACCCAUUUUAAUAUGUCCGUGAUUCUCGCUGGAGUUUUGUAUGUGGUUAACAAAAAAACAUUACAGUAAUUUCUUAUUCUAUGAAUAUAAUAUUGACUAUUGUACAGGGAUGUAGAUGAUUAUUGGAUUGUCCUUUGGACAAAUAAACAGAAAAUAAAUAGUUCCAUAUAAUAAUAUUAUGCGUGUUACGAACUAAAAAUUAUACGUAAGGGAAAGUCGACAAUUUAAAUUGUAAAUUCGUGAGCAUUUUUUUAAUAAUCAAUAAUAUGAAAAAUUUAUGAAUCACAACGUGAUUAAAAUACCAGUGCAUCAGACAACAGCCUUUUCUACUUCAUCUGGUCACUUAUUUAAAAAAUACAUCAAUUUAUAUUCCUAAUGCCAGACUUGCCGCAGAUAACCUAAUGCAAAACAAAGGGUAAAAUUUGCGUAUUCAAAUGUUUAAAAUUGCCCUCUAUAACGAAACUGCCCCUGAUGUCAUUAAAUACCAACUACUUAAAGGAAUUUCCAUGAAUGAAUAUGUUUGUGUACAUUAAAACUUUCGUUGUCCUAGUUUGGUUUUGUUUGGAACAAGUUGACAAUCGCAGCGCAAGUUCCACCCGGCCGGCUCCCUUUUUGACGUGUUCGCCACCCUGCACAUUAAAAAAAAGCGGCCAAGUGCGAGUCGGACUCGCGCAUGAAGGGUUCCGUACCAUUUAAGACGUAUUAAAAAAAAUCUACUUGCUAGAUCUUGUUCAACAUUUUACCACUUUGGACACACAUUUUACCACUUUGGAACUGUCUCUCGCGCAAACAAUUCAGUUUAGAAAAAAAUGAUGUUAGGAACCUAAAUAUCAUUUUUGAAGACCUAUCCAUAGAUACCCCACACGUAUGGGUUUGAUGAAAAAUUUUUUUUUUAAAUUUAUUGACGUAUUAAAAAAAAACUAUUCACUAGAUCUCGUUCAAACCAAUUUUCGGUGGAAGUUUGCAUGGUAAUGUAUAUCAUAUAUUUUUUUUAGAUUUUUCAUUCUGUUAUUUUAGAAGUUACAGGGGGGGGGACACACAUUUUUUCACUUUGGAAGUGUCUCUCGCGCAAACUAUUCAGUUUAGAAAAAAAAUAUAUUAGAAACCUAAAUAUCAUUUUUGAAGACCUAUCCAUAGAUACCCCACACGUAUGGGUUUGAUGAAAAAAAUUUUUUUUUUAAAUUUUUAUGACGUAUUAAAAAAAAACUACUUACUAGAUCUCGUUCGAACCAAUUUUCGGUGGAAGUUUGCAUGGCAAUGUAUAUCAUAUAUUUUUUUUAGAUUUUUCAUUCUGUUAUUUUAGAAGUUACAGGGGGGGGGGACACACAUUUUUUCACUUUGGAAGUGUCUCUCGCGCAAACUAUUCAGUUUAGAAAAAAAUGAUAUUAGAAACCUAAAUAUCAUUUUUGAAGACCUAUCCAUAGAUACCCCACACGUAUGGGUUUGAUGAAAAAAUUUUUUUUUUUAAUUUUUAUGACGUAUUAAAAAAAAACUACUUACUAGAUCUCGUUCGAACCAAUUUUCGGUGGAAGUUUGCAUGGCAAUGUAUAUCAUAUAUUUUUUUUAGAUUUUUCAUUCUGUUAUUUUAGAAGUUACGGGGGGGGGGGACACACUUUUUACCACUUUGGAAGUGUCUCUCGCGCAAACUUUUCAGUUUAGAAAAAAAUGAUAUUAGAAACCUCAAUAUCAUUUUUAAAGACCUAUCCAUAGAUACCCCACACGUAUGAGUUUGAUGAAAAAAGAUUUUUUGAGUUUCAGUUCUAAGUAUGGGGAACCCCCAAAAUUUAUUGUUUUUUUUUCUAUUUUUGUGUGAACAUCAUAAUGCGGUUCAUAGAAUACAUCUACUUACCAAGUUUGAACAGUAUAGCUUUUAUAGUUUCGGAAAAAAGUGGCUGUGACAGAAUCGGACAGACAGACGGACAUGACGAAUCUAUAAGGGUUCCGUUUUUUGCCAUUUGGCUACGGAACCCUAAAAAUACAAUCUAAUCUUUAUUUAGCCCACUAACUACGAUAAAUUUGAAAGACCAAUUCGUUUAUUACUUAAUUUUUAAUUCAGUGAGUUCAUCCUGCAAUCUUUGUAAUAAGUAGUUAUUUGAUUACAAAAGGGCAAAGUUAUUGUUAAAAAUUGAUACGCGAACGAGCGAAAUAAUCCAAACCUGUGAAAAAAAGUGGAACUGCCAGUGGAGUCGCGAGGAGUUUAAAGCAGGGUUAUAAAAUUAUUCCUACCGAGUGAAACACGUUUUUCACCACACCCACGCGAUGUAAUCCAAAUGAAAGCUAUAAAUAAUAUUUGACAUUCAAAAUCAUCACUUAAAAGUUAAUUCCACCAGCCAACAUGAGGAAACAACUUGAAAUUCGCAUCAAUUACUUUGCUACUCUUGUGUAUAGCAUAUGUAGAAUUAAACUUUUUCAUUUGUUUAUGAAGAAUAAAGAGUCUUUACGAGCUGUAGGCCAAGCACAGAAGCGGCGCGACAGUAUCUCGCUCGCGAAAUAGACUACCCGUCUUUUUCUCAUUGUAUUUAUUAGAAAGGGCCGGGUAGUCUUACUAGUUAAAGUUAAAAAGGGCUGGUUCCCAAAAAAUAUACUAAGUUAUAUAAUUUACUUUUUCUGCUUACAUCUAGCUAUACUUUAUCCGAAAUAAGUGAUUAUAGGUAAUAUGGGUGGAUUCUUAAAUUAGGGACUAUGGAAGUCAAGGUACUACAACUGACUAUGCGAGUAAUACGUUAUUUUCUUUUUUUUCUAUUAGUACUCUUUGCUUACUUUACUACUGCAGUCUCUGGAGAUAUACUCGUAGGUUUCAACAUGGUUUUAAUCGAUUCAAUACUCAUUACCACCGUUACGGCCAUUGUACAGAACUAGUUAGUUUCUGCAAUUUAAUUAAAACAGUUAAACUGCAGGAACUCCGAUAAUAAGUUCCAUUUGUUGUUCCAGCGGAGCUGCUAAUUAGGCAUUGCAAUGUUCAUUUCAUAUCGUACCUACGUUACGUUCCCAGGUUAUUCGGAUUACCAGGACAAAUGAAGACUCGAGGGAAUUUACUUGAAUCAAUUUUUUACCUAUGUAAUUCGAUGUUAUAAUAUCCGGUACCAAAACGCUUGUUAUUUUCGUAGUCUACAUCUAGACGUAGACUUCGAAAAUAAUUGAUAUGCUAGUAAUAAUUUAUAUGCUUUUAUAUUAGUUUAUAUGCUAGCAUAGAGUAGCGGAAUUAUCAGUACCGCUACUUGACACUAGAUGUCUCGGGUGCCGCGACUGACGAAAAUUGUAUUUCUCGACAAUUUACAACUAAUAUUACAAGCAGGAGUUGAAAAUAGAGUUCCGGUUAAUCCGGUUUUAAUCGUCGUAACAUCUAUUGUCAAGCAGCAGUACCUACUGAUAAAUCUACUACUCGAUCCUAGAUGUCGCCUACGAAACUAAUAAUCGUUUUGAUACCAAAACUGACGAGCACUCUAUUCUUACUUUUUAUUUCUCUAUGCUUAUGUUUACGUAACGUAAAAUUUUCUGUUGUGGCGAAAUACGUUUCAAUUUCACUUGUGGGUUUGUGUCAUUAAACGGCACAGAUUCAACUAAAAUUGCCCGUAUGAAAUAUGGAACAUUUUAUAUUUUAUUUGCAAAUCUUUCGUUGCGGGCUAUAACGUAUUCUAUAUUCUAUGAAUAUUUAUUAACGAAUUAUUACCAUGUACAAUGAAUCGCUAGAAACAACUUCGUUUAUUUUAGACUGUUGCAAAUAGCCUCAACAUUUUUUAGGUUUAUGUGUAAAAUAUUUUGCUAUAUAUUAUACUAAUGUUGUUGACAUGCGCGCAUGCAGCAAGGCCACACGCUGCCGCUAAAAUUGUUGCUUAUUGUUAUAAAAAAAAUAGAAUUAAGAGUCAAUAUGUAAAUAAUGAAAUAAUUGUGUAGCUCAAAGUUAAGAAAUCAAAAAGAAUAAAAUUAUGUGAUCUACAA
Messenger RNA from Cydia pomonella (codling moth), 9739 nucleotides. RefSeq lists its product as uncharacterized. The transcript has 7 exons. The coding region runs from base 972 to 1916 and encodes 314 amino acids. Lineage: Eukaryota; Metazoa; Arthropoda; Insecta; Lepidoptera; Tortricidae. The record is from RefSeq and is a predicted model, not a curated record.